Molecule: messenger RNA, 1050 nt
Organism: Salvia splendens (bonfire salvia)
Lineage: Eukaryota; Viridiplantae; Streptophyta; Magnoliopsida; Lamiales; Lamiaceae
Exons: 4
Coding region: 1-1050 (349 amino acids)
Source: RefSeq, a predicted model, not a curated record
AUGGGGAUCGGAGGAAUAGGCGGCGGGAGCACUAAACGGCGCGUAGAAAUCCCUUCUUACCGGAUCCAAUCGCCGCCGCAAUUCUCCAUCACACUUUACAGAGCUGUAUUGCUAGGGGCGUCGAUUGGCCUAAUGUACAUCGUACUCGGCCAAUCCCAGUAUUCCCCUCUGCAGUCUCCAAUAUCGACAGAAACUCCAGAGAGGGAAAGCGAGUCAUCUUCGUUUCACAUCUUCAAAUCUGAAGAUAAACCGGAGAAGGAGCUGGAUUUCAUACUAAAGAAGGCGGCGAUGAAGGAUCGGAAAACUGUGAUCAUAACUACGGUGAAUGUGGCAUGGACGAAGCCAUCUUCCAUAUUCGAUUUAUUUUUGGAGAGUUUGAAAAUUGGUAAUGAGACUCAAAAAUAUCUGGAGAAUCUGGUGGUGGUGGCUCUUGAUCCAGAGGCCUAUAAUCGUUGCGUGAGACUUCACCCGUAUUGUUAUUCCCUAACGACGGAGGGCGGUGACUUUUCCGGCGAGAAGAAGUUCAUGAGCGAAGAUUAUGUGAAGAUGAUGUGGAGACGAAUUGAUUUCCUCCGUUCUAUUCUCAAGUUGGGCUACAACUUCAUAUUUUCGGAUGCUGAUGUAACAUGGUUGAGGGAUCCAUUCUCAAGAUUGUACGAAGAUAGCGACAUUCAAUUUUCGACCGAUUUAUACCUAUUCAAUUCGAGUAGGAGCCGGCCCAACCUCCCAAACGCGGGGUGGUUCUACGUUGAGUCCAACCCUCGAACCAUUCAGUUUUACAAAUAUUGGUAUUCCAAAAGGCUGAAUUUCCCCGGAGUAAAUGAGCAAGAUGUGUUGAGAAAGAUCAUAUUUGACGGCUCCUUUAGUAACGAGACAGGAGUGGAUAUCCGGCUCUUGGACAUGGCCUACUUUGGCGGGUGGUGCGAGGCCGAUCAAGACCUAGAUGUGGUGGUGACGAUGCAUGUUAAUUGUUGCUCCAAAUUGAAGAGCAAGAUCCAUGAUAUGCAAAUGCACAUGGAGGAUUGGAAGAAUUAUGGGCGGAAGGAGUGA